CUUAAACUUCUCUUGCCUUGUUUACAAAUUGAAAACUCUGCUUUUUCUCUGAUCUUCUCUUUUACGUUUAUGAUUACUCAAUCCUACCGCAAAUUUUAGUAAUCAUGGUUGAUGGUGAUACUGCUAAAGAGGCUGUGGUGGACGAAAUCAAUAAGGAAGAAAAGAAGGAAGAAGUGAAGAAUGAAGAGAAGGAAGCGAAAAAGGAAGAGAAGAAAAUGAAGGCUAUUCAAUACUCUUCAUACGGGGGAGGAGCAAAUAAUUUGAAGCACGUUGAGAUUACUGUCCCUACUCCGAAGAAGGAUGAGGUUUUAAUAAAAACAGAAGCAGUAAGCAUUAAUCCACUCGAUAUAAAAGUGCAACAUGGUUCGUUUAGGCCCCUUUACCCGAAGGGAUUUCCUUGCGUACCUGGAGGCGACGUAACAGGAGAAGUUGUUGAGAUCGGAUCAGAGGUCAAAAACAUCAAAGUUGGUGAUAAAGUUAUUGCAAUGCUUAAUGUUUAUGCAGGGGGUGGAUUGGCUGAAUACGCUGUGGCUAGGGAGAUCUUGACAGUGCAGAGGCCCCCGGAAAUCCCAGCUGCUGAGGCUGCUGGCAUACCUGUUGCAGGUCUUGCAGCUUACCAGGCUCUAACUCAUCACGAUGGAAUCAAGCUGGACGGGAGUUCUUCAGACAAAAAUGUACUCAUCACAGCCGCUUCAGGAGGUGUUGGUUGUUUUGCAGUUCAGUUAGCAAAACUUGCAAAUGUACAUGUGACAGCAACCUGUGGUGAACGAAACAUAGAAUUUGUACGGAGUCUAGGGGCAGACGAGGUUCUUGACUAUAAAACAGCAGACGGAGCAGCUCUAAAGAGCCCGUCAGACAAGAAAUACGACCUCGUCAUUCACUGUGCUUCAUCCAUUGGCUGGUCGACGUUUGCACAUCAAUUGACAUCUCACGGGAAGGUAAUCGAACUGAACUCUGGCCCCAAGUCCUACUGGUCUGUUGCUCUGAGAAGAGUCACUUUCUCGAAGAAACAGUUGGUGCCUCUCUCUUUUAGUCCUAAAAGUGACCACUUAGAGAUUCUUGUUAACUUGAUGAAGGAAGGGAAGCUUAGGACAGCCAUCGACUCAAAACAUCCUUUCGACGAAGCAGAAAAAGCCUGGGCUAAGAGUGCUGAAGGCCAUGCUACCGGAAAAAUAAUCGUCGAGUUCUAAUAAUAACAAGUGUCGAAUGUGUCUGAAAUUUGUUUUCUGAGUAAUGUUGCAUAGAUUAGUUAUGAAACAUAUGCAAUAGUGUGUAGAUACUGCUAGAGUUGAACAAUGGUUUUGGAUAUGUAACUCUGAUAUGCAUGUAAGUCCAUUGUUACAUGCUUUGUUAAUAAGUCCAUUCUAUUGCAAAACAAGACUG
Molecule: messenger RNA, 1383 nt
Organism: Daucus carota subsp. sativus
Lineage: Eukaryota; Viridiplantae; Streptophyta; Magnoliopsida; Apiales; Apiaceae
Product: chloroplast envelope quinone oxidoreductase homolog
Exons: 4
Coding region: 105-1190 (361 amino acids)
Molecular function (GO): oxidoreductase activity; zinc ion binding
Source: RefSeq, a predicted model, not a curated record